This is a messenger RNA of Diatraea saccharalis (sugarcane borer), 2274 nucleotides long. Lineage: Eukaryota; Metazoa; Arthropoda; Insecta; Lepidoptera; Crambidae. The record is from the annotation of a GenBank genome assembly.
AUGAUAACUGUUAUCGUGAUAAGUUUAACUCUAAUCGUAUUGUACUUUUACAACACAAGACACUUUCACUACUGGAAAAAACGUGGAAUAAAAUAUAUAAAACCUAUCUUUAUAGUUGGAAGUACACCUGAAAAUUUUUUGAUGCGGAAGAGCAUCACGGAAACUAUAACACAGUGGUACAGAGAAUAUCCUGAAGAAAAAGUGGUGGGUUACUUCCGUUCAUCAAAGCCGGGACUACUCAUUAGGGAUCCUGAAUUAAUUAAAAGAGUUCUCAUUACAGAUUUUGCGUAUUUCUACGAGCGUGGGCUUCACCCGGAUAAAUAUGGUAUUGAGCCACUUUUGCAAAAUCUAUUUUUCGCAGAAGGUGAUUUGUGGCGUCUUCUGAGACAGCGCAUGACUCCGGCAUUUACCAGCGGAAAAUUGAGAGCCAUGUUCCCGUUGAUAGUUGAGCGAGCCGAACAAUUACAAGCACGAACAUUAGCAGCAUCUCGCGAAGGACGUACCAUCGACGCUAGAGAUUUGAUGGCACGAUAUACGACAGAUUUCAUUGGUGCUUGUGGAUUUGGUCUCGACGCGGGAUCUCUAAAUGAAGAAAACUCCGAAUUCCGUAAACUUGGCCAACAAAUCUUUGAAUUCAAUAUUACCGUGGUGAUCAUCACAAUAAUGAAACACGCUUUCCCAGCUUUAAGUAAAAACUUAAAAUACAUGCGCAAACUCGAAAAUCAAGUGUUCUCAUUGGUCCAACAAAUUUUAGUAAAGAGAAAAUACCAACCAUCAAAUAGAAAUGAUUUUAUAGACUUAAUGAUAGAUUGUAAACAUAAAGGUGUGAUUGAAGUUGAAUCUCUUGAAAAAGUAAAAUCCGAUGGUACUCCUGAUCUUGUGAAAUUGGAAUUAACCGAUGAAUUAAUAGCAGCACAAGUGUUUGUUUUCUUUGCCGCUGGCUUUGAAACAUCUUCAUCGGCAACUAGCUAUACUCUUCAUCAACUCGCACACAAUCCUAAAGUACAGAAAAAACUACAAAAGGAAAUCGAUGAAAUACUUUGUAAACAUAACAAUAGGUUGAGUUAUGAAGCUGUUAACAGCAUGACUUAUUUAGAAUGGACAUUCAAAGAAGGCAUGAGACUGUUCCCAUCCUUAGGAUACUUGGCUAGGAACUGUACGAAAAGAUAUACCUUUCUUGAAUUGAACUUGACAAUAGAUGAGGGUGUAUGUGUGUGCAUGCCCAUACAAGGAAUCCAUACUGAUGCUCAGUACUUCGACAAUCCAUUCGAGUUCCGUCCCGAAAGAUUUAGUCCAGAAAAUUUUAAUAAAACCAAUAAAUAUGUUUAUUUACCAUUUGGUGAUGGCCCACGUGCUUGUAUAGGCGCAAGACUCGGUCUGAUGCAGUCUCUAGCUGGCCUAGCCGCUAUUCUUUCAAAAUUUACCGUACAACCUGGCCCUGAAACCAAGAAACAUCUUACCGUUGAACCUAAGUUCGAUAUUGUCCAAAACAUAGAAGGCGGAUUACCAUUAAUGUUUAUAGAAAGAAGGCAAAUAAAAAUGUAGUUCAUCAUCAUCAUAUCAGCCGAGAGACGCCCACUGCUGGGCAUAGGCCUCCCCCAAAGAUCUCCAACGUGAUCGGUCCUGCGCCUCCUGCAUACAGCGGCUUCCCGCGACCUUCACCAGAUUGUCGGUCCAUCUUGUAUAGUUAUUUCUUAUAAAAUGUAGUUAUUUCUCAAUAUUUGUGUAGUCAAUUCAUUUAGUACCUACCUUUCUAUGAGAACAACUAUGUAAUCUUGUCAAAAUAAACAUUAAGUAAUACUUGGCAAACGCCUAGGCAUGGUAAAAGAAUCUUACAUAAAAUAGUUGCCUAUAUUAUGGUGCUGUUUGCGUUUCUUAAAUAUUCCUCAAUCUGUGACAGGGUUGAAUAGCUACUCGCACAAAAUUAGAAACUGAAUUACUCGACUUAAGUAGUUUUGUAUUGAUUUCACAACAUUUUAUUGCAGUAAAUGUGUCGCGAUACUUGUAAAUUUUUGUACAUAUUAUAUUUUUGAUGGGAUAUUAUUGUUAUAUACAGUUUAAGAGACAAUUGCACAAACGUUCAUUAAAAUUGUCAUUACAUUAAAGUGAUAUUACCAAUACAAAUUUCACAUUCAUAAGAGCUUAAAGGUGUCAUUAAACCGUAAUGGACAUUUGUGCAACUGACUGUUAGACUACUAUCUAUAUAACAGUUUAUGAUUUGUUGUAAACACGACUAGAGUUCAAAGAAUGGCUGACUAUCCAUUGAUAAUAUAG